This is a messenger RNA of Closterium sp. NIES-67, 3875 nucleotides long. Lineage: Eukaryota; Viridiplantae; Streptophyta; Zygnematophyceae; Desmidiales; Closteriaceae. The record is from the annotation of a GenBank genome assembly.
GGUUUCGGCGGCCAGACCGAAAAACCCCACAUACUCCGCCCUGGAGCGGUACUUCCUCUCCUUUGCGUGGACUGCUUCCUUGGCUGCUUCCUGGCUUGUAGGUCCUGGCGGAGCAGCAGUGGGUCCGUGAGGGUGAUAUCCGUUACCCAGGUCACUCCUGACUCGGGGUCCCGGAUUGCCAGGUCAGCUCGCUUUCUGCUGGCGGGUGGGGAGUACAGUGUUGUCUCAUGGUAGGUGAUGUACUUUGGUUCCCGUGCCAUCCACAGGACCGCGUACACCAGAGCGUCAUGUUAGCGCUUCCGUCAGGGGCCAUCUCUGCAGCGUAGUAGGUGGUUGGGUAGGCUGUAGUCGGGUAUGGCUGUGCGUUUGCGACAGUCGCAGGUGCCCAGGACUGGGAGGGAAAGGCCAAGGCAAAAGCCCAGGGCCACUAAGAAUUGGCCUGGUGAGAGGCUGAGGUCAGGGCAUGUGGGGAUGGCGUGGAGCCAGUCCCCGGCCCUAGACCCCGUAGGCUUAGCAGUCGGAUAGCAUGGCUGUUUUCAUUCCUGGCCGGUCGAGUCAUGUGUCAGCCAGCGGUGCUUCAGCCCACGCAUGGUUGAGCUCUGCCGAAAGCUGUUGCUGUAGCCGUCGCCCCCCAGCUCCUGCUCGUUCCUCCUGCAGCAGUGCUUGUCCCUUCUCCAGCAGCCGCCCUUCCAUGUCGUGGAGGGUUUGCUGCACUGGUAGCCCAUCUGCUGCUGCUGCGGUGAGCUGUGCUGCUGUCGUUGCCAGGGGGGGGUCCUGGCUGAGGGGGUGGGAGCUGAGGAGGUGCUUGACCGCUGUGGUCGAGGCGAGAUAGGCUGUCGGCGCCUCCGCCACUGGAUCAAUGAUGCCCAACCCCCCGAGUCCUGUUGGGAGGGUUGCUUGCCUCCAAAGCAGGCUCUGGUCGAGUGCACACUGGGGGUACCACAGUAGUGCCGCAUCCAGUGCCCGUCUGACCAGCCCUUCACUCCAAUCCCUCCAUGUCUCGAAGGGUAGUAGGUCGACUGGCGUGGAGCGGAGCGGGAAGGUGACUCUUCGGGAGAAACACUUUGACAGCAGGAGCAGAGCGUGUUGCGGGUGAAGGCCCGCAAUGAGUGGUAGUGGUUGCGCGGCUGUCGGCAGCUCGUUCCGUAGAUAGGUUUUGCAGAAGGCCGGUGUGCCCACCGGACUGCCCAGGAUUCGUAGCCCAUCUGUCAUUUCAGGUAUCCCCAUUGGUAUGGUUCCUGGUGGGAUGCCUCGCGGGCUCCAUGCGGCACUUUUUUGUUGGUUGCAUGUCAGCCCACUUUCUGCCAGCAGGGAUUUCAGGAGUGUGUGAGCGUCUCCUGUGUCAGCUGGGGGGGCGACAAUGGUGAUGUCAGCGGCAUAUGCGGUUAGCAUCACUGCUGGGUAGGCGGUCGCUGUGCGGAGAAGAGCCGGCUGAAUCGCGGUUGCGAAGAGUAGCGGGCCGAUAGCGUCUCCUUGGUGGAUGCCACGAUCGCUGGUGAGUGCCGUCUCAACGUAGCCGUCUUCCAAAAAAAACAGUGACGGUCGGGCAUUGAGGCUUUUUGCUAGCGGUAUCAGUGCCGCUAGUCGAGACCAGAGCAGGCUAGCGAAGAAGGCAGCAUGUUCUAACGAGUUGAACGUGUUGCUUAUGCCAAUCGCUAUGGCUGUAUGGUCUGGGUGGGGUUGAGGUACGUCUUGAUGGCAUGGAUAACGCAUUCCGAGCCUCCCAAAUUCGCGACCCCGAACUGAACUGGGAGUAGGUACUAUCUGAUCUCCGCUCCGAGAGACGGUAAUGCUGCUUUGCCCACUAUUCUGAGGAUGGUUUAUCCUAUGGCUAUGGGCCGUGCCCCACCACCUGGUUUCUCGAAGCCUAGGAGGCGGCUGAGCAGGAGCAAGUCUGCUAUGUCGUCUGGUACAGUCGUGCUGAGCAGGUGGUUGCAUCCCGAGUGGAGGUGUUUGCAGUCUUCCCUGUUGGUCAGCGCGGGGUCCCGCAGAUGCACAUAGCAGGCUCCCGAGGGUCCUGCGCCCACUCCAUUUGAGCAGGAGGCAAGUAGGCGUUUGAACUCUUUUGCUGGUAUGCUGAGGGUCGAGGUGACAUGGCCUGCCAGCUGUGCCGGAAGUGGGCUCGCUGCAGGUGGGUGUUUGUCAUGUAGCGUCAGGAGGGUGGAUUCUGAUGCUGUGGCGAGGGGGGUGUGGUGGAGUGCCGUUGCUGCUUUGGCGAGGUUCGCCUUCUUGACCAGGCCCUCUGCCCGUGCCUUUAGUCCUUGUGUGUCUGGUUUGUGUUGCGUGGUUUGGCGGGUUGUCAGGUUGGUUUGGGCUUAUCGUAGUAGGUAUUCCCACGCGCCAGAUCUAAACAGGUGGAAAUGGUGUUGUAUUGCCACCCAGUCUGGUUUCUGAUCUGCCCCCAUGUUUAGGGUCAGCGGGGGUAGCAAUUGGAAUACCAGCCACACUCCGAGUCGAGUUGACUCGGUUGAGAUUCGGAUGAGCGGGGUCAGGAGGCAGUGUGUGAAUUUCUCCAAAAAUUUUGGGGGCAGGCGCCACGGCAAGUGGGGUUGUCGCGAGUUGGUAAGUUGAGAAAUGUCCCAUACUUCAACUCUUCGCCAGAGUUCGUUAUCCCCUGCCAGAACUUCUGGCGCACGGGUUUCCAGUGCCGCUGGGUUCGCCAAGUUUGGGUUGGGGUUUAGUGGUGCUCCGAUGUUCCCUCCAUGUGAGUGCACCUCAGAUCAUCUCGCGUUCCGAUUUCCCCCCCUCCAGUCUGCCCCUCCUCAGUGACUGACUCGUCCUCCAGGGGUGCUGCAGAGGAGGGCAUAUAACUUGAUGAUUCGGAGCUUUCUUCCCCAUUAGCUCUCCCCUCUACUUCCGCCCAUAGUUCCUUUCCGUGGCGCUCCCUCCAGAGCCUCUCUCCCCGUUCCGCCAGCUUUGCCUCUGGUCCUCUGCCCGCUCGUCCUCCUCUGCAUCCCCUUCCGUGGCGUCCUCCUGCUCUCCCUCCCCCCCGCACGGUUCCCGCUCCUCGUGCCGUCAGUCUGCUGCUCCCUGCCCCGGUCCCUGAAGCCACCCCCUGCUCUCCGCGAUCCACGUUCCAUGAUGGAGCUGGAUUUGCUGUUGUCUCCCCGAAGCCACCUUUGCGUGUGGGAGGCACAACACCUGUCUGACCUGUUUCCUCUGCUGCCUGAAGCGUCGGAGGUGCCGCGUUGUCCAUGUUCCUAUCGCGCUGGCGGCGGUCAUGAUCCGCCCUAUAGGCGUCCGCUCGUUGGGAUUCGUUCUCGGGAGGUGGUGCCCGACGAAUUUGCCUCUCCUGUUGGCCCGCCGCGUGGGGUUCGGUAGCGGUGUGGUCCUCCUCUCGCCGUGCCCCGAUUGCGUCGGUCGCGUGACGGUCCGCAUUACAGUCUUGCUCAGCAGCUGCUGGGGAUAGCGGACUGCCUCGGUUGGCUCGCGGAGGUGAUGGAGGUGUUGCUCGUGAUCCUGUCUUGUCACGGCGCCAGCGGGCUCGCGUGGAGGAGGCAGCAACUCGUCUGCUGUGGGGACUGGUGUACGUCCCCACAGCGCCUCGCGCUAUUGCUGACGAGGCUGCCGCGACACCUCUUGCCGUGACUGCCCUCUCUCGCGCGGUGGAGGGCGAGACUGCGAACGGGCUAGUGUCUGCCUCCGCAUCUUUUCUCCGUGCCAUGCAGACUGUGAGAGCUCAGGAUGUACAGGCGCGCUAUAUCUAGCGUAAUCCUGUUGUAGUCCCUUAAAGCCAAUAGCCUGGCAUGGCUAUACGCAGGAUGAUUUUAUUUCUAGAAGGGUCUAUUACCUCUAGAUAUUAUAAACUUGGUUACCUGAUGCACUAUGGAAGUACAAAAGCACCUUGUACUCAUGGAUAGUCCAACAUUGGGGCA